Ceutorhynchus assimilis (cabbage seed weevil) is the source of this 1914-nucleotide messenger RNA. The record is from the annotation of a GenBank genome assembly. Lineage: Eukaryota; Metazoa; Arthropoda; Insecta; Coleoptera; Curculionidae.
UUGCCGGAUAAACGGCCGCUUUUGCCGGGCGUUAAUUUUGAAAUUUACGCGCGUCGCAUCUUGUUUAAGUGUCUGUGACUUUUAUUUUGACGCUCUACUUAGGUGCUUACUUCAAAUUGUUCUGAUUAUUGUAAAGUCACGUGAUUUUCCGAGACGACGUAAAAACCCGCUUGAAUGGUUUGCCAACGUAAAAAACCAAGUCCUCCUAAUUUGUAACAUAUCCGAAGAGGCCUGGCCACGCACCAGCAUGUGCGACCCACCAUUAUUUCCCAGUCCCGCGUACCAAAACUAUGAAGAUUACGUCAAAGAAAUCCAGUACAGGAUCCAGUCGGAACACCCUGGAGAACAAUUCGCCGCCACUGGCAGCCCUUACGUGCUCUGCUCGAAAUUGCCCGAGCAUUGGCGGUCCAAUAAGACUUUACCGAUGGGGUUUAGGGUGGUUGCGGCUACCGAAGUUAUUGACGGUACCAAAGUGGUGGUUCAGGCGGGAAACGACGAAAAUUGCUGCGCGGAAAUGCGGAAUUAUAGUGCACUAAUGAAAAAUGGGGAAGCCAAAUUCAAUGAUUUGAGAUUUGUGGGACGCAGCGGUAGAGGCAAAUCCUUUACAAUCACCAUCACGAUAUUCACAACGCCGCCAGUGGUGGCCACUUAUCACAAAGCGAUUAAAGUGACCGUGGACGGACCCAGGGAACCUCGUUCAAAAACAGUGAGCCAUGGACACUCUUAUCCGACAAUCAAUGCUUUGCCAAUGAGACGGUCUUUCGGUCUGGACAGUGCAUUCGGACAUCUCGGUUCGUUUAAAAGCAAAAGGACGUCGCCGAAUAGCAGUAAUGGAUCGCAAGGAUCUUACAAACAAGAACCGCAAGAAAAUCCCAACAGUGGCUGCUCGACGAUCCAUUACACACCAAACUCUUGGCCGGAUUGCGGGGGCGGCAGUUACGCCACCUACAGCUCCUCGAAUUUUUACGAUACGCCGCCCCCGCACCAAGACGUUACGAAUAUGCACAUACCGACAACAGUUUUAUCCGAUAGUGGCGCCAUCUCUUCCACCACCACCGAAUUCCUCAACUCGUCCCUAACGCGAAACUCACCGCCCACUUUCGUCGGCAUCUCUCACAAGCCCGACCUGAUGGACUCUGCAUUGCCGACCGGUCGCAGCUACCACCAAGAAGCCCCCUACUGCCCGAACAGUUGGGGGGCGGCCGCCUACCAUUCCGCCCCCUACAACAACAACUACUACAACGCCACCUACAACCAUCAGCAUUUCAACGCACCGCCGCCUCCGACAGGCCCAUCGGCCGCCGCUGUCGUGUAUCCUGCCGCCAUCAUUUCGACGGUCAAUCAAAAUCAAAUUCAUUUUCACUUGCACAGCGAUCUUAGGAAUGACUUUUUUAUGAGCGAAAGUUCGGAUUUAGUUGCCAGCAGGCAAGAGCUGGCAACUGUGCCUGCUAGUAGUACUAGUGAGGUGAAUUCAGUUUUACAGGAAACUGCUAGAGAGGAAAAUAAUGUUGUCGGACAGGAUCCUGCUAAUGUUUGGAGGCCCUAUUAAUUGAUUUUGUUCCAAAUCAAUAUUAAAAUUCAAAGAAACAAUAAAAUAUUGAUUGGAAUAUAAAUAUACCUAUUAUUAUUUAUAUUUUUCUUUUAUAUUAAACUAUUUUAAAUUUAAGGCCAGUUUAUUCAUCUUCAGGUAACUGUCUGCAAGAUAAGUUUACCGUUCAAUACUUCUAUUGGUCGGCGGAUAACAGCCCGACAGAUUGCGUUUUUAUCCUUCAGAUUGCAUACCUGACAGUUAAUCAGAAGGUGACUAAACUGGCCCUUAAUACUAUAAUGUAUAAAUUGUAAAUUGUUUUUAAUUUUUUUUCUUAUUAUUAUUUCAUCAAAAAUUGUUGUAAAUAAACAUUUUAAGCAAAUUAA